GCCGGAGGCAAGGCCAAGUCACGCUCUUCUCGCGCCGGCCUUCAGUUCCCCGUCGGUCGUAUUCACCGUCACCUGAAGAACGGCAACUACGCCCAGCGCAUUGGUGCCGGUGCUCCCGUCUACCUCGCGGCCGUCAUGGAGUACCUCGCCGCUGAGAUCCUCGAGCUGGCCGGUAACGCCGCCAAGGACAACAAGAAGACGCGUAUCAGCCCCCGCCACAUCCAGCUGGCCGUCCGCAACGAUGAGGAGCUGAACAAGCUG
Messenger RNA from Monosiga brevicollis MX1, 261 nucleotides. RefSeq lists its product as uncharacterized. The annotation marks the transcript as partial. The record is from RefSeq and is a predicted model, not a curated record. NCBI's taxonomy places the organism in Eukaryota, Choanoflagellata, Craspedida, Salpingoecidae. The transcript has a single exon. Gene Ontology annotation, cellular component: nucleosome. Gene Ontology annotation, molecular function: DNA binding; protein heterodimerization activity; structural constituent of chromatin.